This is a messenger RNA of Saccharomyces kudriavzevii IFO 1802, 783 nucleotides long. It is a transcript of the gene ERS1, whose product is annotated as cystinosin-like protein ERS1. Gene Ontology annotation, biological process: L-cystine transport. Gene Ontology annotation, cellular component: vacuolar membrane; fungal-type vacuole. Bases 1 to 783 code for a protein of 260 amino acids. The record is from RefSeq and is a predicted model, not a curated record. The transcript has a single exon. Lineage: Eukaryota; Fungi; Ascomycota; Saccharomycetes; Saccharomycetales; Saccharomycetaceae. Gene Ontology annotation, molecular function: L-cystine transmembrane transporter activity.
AUGGUGUCGUUGGACGAUUUACUGGGACUGGUGUAUGUCACGUCGUGGUCUGUUUCGAUGUACCCCCCGAUAAUCACCAAUUGGCGUCACAUGUCAGCGAGCGCAAUAUCGAUGGAUUUUGUCAUGUUGAAUACUGCCGGCUAUUCCUAUUUGGUGAUAUCCAUCUUUUUGCAACUAUACUGCUGGCAGUUGAAGGACGGGGAAUCCGACUUGGGCAGGCCCAAGCUGACGCGGUUCGAUUUCUGGUACUGCCUGCACGGAUGCAUAAUGAACGUUGUCCUGUUGACCCAGGUAGUGGCAGGAGCACGGAUCUGGGGGUUCCCCGUUAAGGGUCACCGCAAGAUGAACCUGUGGUACUUAAGAAUUUUGCUUACGUCGCUGACCAUUUUUGCGAUGCUGACCGUGCAAUUCGUGUAUGCGAAUUGCACGUACGGCUGGCACAAUUCAACAACGUUGGCGUACUGCAACAAUCUGUUUCUGCUCAAGAUAUCGAUGUCACUGAUCAAGUACAUCCCGCAGGUCACGCACAACUGGGCAAGAAGGUCCAUGGACUGUUUCCCGAUCCAGGGCGUGUUCCUCGAUAUCACAGGUGGUUUCGCGUCGCUGCUCCAGUUGAUUUGGCAGUUGUCGAGCGACAGAGGCUUCAGCCUGGACAUGUUCGUGACGAAUUUUGGGAAGAUAGGACUCUCGACGGUGACGUUGGUAUUCAACUUCAUUUUCAUCAUGCAAUGGCUUGUGUACCGGGGGCAAGACCCUGAUAUGGUCCCAGCGUACCCACUGUAG